AUGGACUAUGCGCAUGCGGCCCACGCAGCAGAAACAGGCUACGACUCACGAGGCACCCAUGGAGCGAGUGCGAGGCCAGACGACUCAGCCCCGAACAGCAGAUCGGUAAGACGUGUGGCGGCAGCGGCAGCAGACAGCAGUCGGUCGAGGGCCGGGAAGCGUGUGCGUGUGUCUGGCUCGCACGUUGACGUGUGGGCAGAUGGAUACAGACCGACAUGGCUAGAUGGACAUGUACGCAAGUGCGUACGUGCAUGCAGGCCAGCCAAAGACAAGCAGCAGCAGCAGGGCGGUAGGGCUGCGAGGAGGUUGCCCGUGGUGGGUGGGUUGGAACUGCUGGUCAGCAUCUGUGCGCAGCGACCGCUUCCGCUACCCGCGUUGCAGGCUAAGCUUGCCAGUGUCCAGGGCCACGCUUCGUUGCGACUACUGGGCAAGCCCUAUGCACGCAAGAGGGCCGGCGUGAGCUUCACGCUUCACGCUUCUGGAAAAGCCAGAAACCACGCCUACGACUAA
Messenger RNA from Bipolaris maydis ATCC 48331, 510 nucleotides. Lineage: Eukaryota; Fungi; Ascomycota; Dothideomycetes; Pleosporales; Pleosporaceae. The record is from RefSeq and is a predicted model, not a curated record.